AUGCCCGAGGUCAUUCGAGGCAGUCGUGCCAGUGUCCAAAUCGACCGCAAUGGCAACGUUAUACCCGCAAGCCCCGUACGAGAAACCCGAACUGUCCACUUCGGCCCCGAAGGCGCCUUCGCCGGCGAAACCGCGCGUACUCAAUCUCUGCAUGGAAUUGACAGGACCGACACAGGACUGAGCGCCUCGUCGGGUCGAAAAAAGAGUUCAGAUAGGAGGAAGGAAUCUCACAAACACAGUGUAGACGAGCCCGACAGAGCUGCAUAUUAUGACAGUCGUGCUGCAACCAAAAAAGAGUUUAGAAGACGAGCCAGCACGCUACAAGAAUACUAUGACCAGCACACAGACCUCCUCCCUCAGUUACCUUUCACAUGGAGAUACGGUUGGCGGAGAUGGAAACUGUUCUUCACCAUCUUUAUAAUGGUGGUGGACGCGUGUGUGGUCCCGAUUGUUUUAUAUUAUAGCCUGACUUUCGCAGGCCAUGUACAAGGAUGGAUAGUCUUCGCAGUUGUGGCCACCAUCUGGGGUGGACCAACAUACGUCGAGUUUGCCGUCCGUUGCUGGCGGCUGAUCAAGCAAGAGAACUUCUUCCGACCGCUGGGCACCUCGAGUCGAUGGGCAUUCGAUAUCACCCAUUGGAUACUUGUCUUCACCAUCGGAGCUGUCACCACUUUCUUGAUUGUUGGUAGCGCCCCACACAUUGUCUGGCUCCGCGUACUCUCUCUGCCCGCACCAGCGUUACUCUAUGGCUUGGGCGGUAGCAUCUUUAUCCUCACUAUGUGGAGUCUGUCAGGACGAAAAGCGCCCUUCCGGAUCAGCUCGACACCGAAGGGAGGCGAGGUCUACCCCGGGGUGUACUACCUCAUCGAAGACAUUGUCGCGGUCAAUGCAAAUGCCGGCAGGCCGUAUCGCGAAGCCCUUGCCGCCAGAUACAAGGCGAGUCCACGGUUCCGGAGGAUGAUCAAGCAACAGUCUUUAUUCUGGUCUAUCCCCUCACUCGUUAUUGCGAUAGCGUGCACGGUGGUGGUUGUCAUCCACCCCGUGCCCAAGACAGUGGCAUACGCCAUCGGAUGGGGCGUCCCGUUCCUAUGGGCAACCAUUUGGUCCGCCAUCACCAUCCCCUGGGUUCGACGAGCCAUGCACAAGGAGAGGGUGACGUGGGAGGAAGACUACGGCGUCGAGCCAUCGAAGAUGAAGGCGCUCAAGAAGCUCGAACCCAUCGACUCGGAGCGCGAGACGCCACCCAAAGAUCCCGAACCCGAACCUUGA
Messenger RNA from Capronia epimyces CBS 606.96, 1269 nucleotides. RefSeq lists its product as uncharacterized. The record is from RefSeq and is a predicted model, not a curated record. The coding region runs from base 1 to 1269 and encodes 422 amino acids. The transcript has 3 exons. Lineage: Eukaryota; Fungi; Ascomycota; Eurotiomycetes; Chaetothyriales; Herpotrichiellaceae.